AUGACAACGACAACCCUUGCAACCACACUGACCUCUCCGCCUACAAAACCACAAGAAAUCGAGAUACCCAGAGGUCCGGUGACCUCGACUCUGAUCUUCUACGCCCCACCUCCAGAUGAUGCCAAACCCUGGAACUACGUAGAGCAACCACCACCAGGCCUCCCCCAAAGAAACUACACCGAACAUCCCUCCGAAGUCUCCAUCUCCGACAUGCGCGGCCAAGAACCAUCCUUUGAACUCGACACCCACGGCUUCACCACCGCCUCUGCUAUCCCCAGCAAAGUCACAGACUUCAGCUCCGAGGACCAGAUAACCUCAAUCUACUAUCCAGAAGUCGAGGCUUUGAUUCUGAAUCAAGUUCCUGGAGCCGAACGCGUCUUCCUCUUUGACCACACGAUACGCCGCGCAGAUGCAAACGCAAAGCGUCAACCCGUGCACCGCGCCCACGUCGAUCAGACGGAAGAAGCAGCAAGGCAACGCGUACACCAUCACCUCCCCUCUGAAGCUUCUUCCCUGCUCGCCUCCCGCGUCCGCAUAAUAAACAUCUGGCGCCCUCUCAACGGACCCGUCGUCUCUCUGCCUUUGGCCGUCGCCGAUUCGCGCAGUGUUUCUGAGAAAGCGGUUGUGGGCAUCGAGCACAGGUAUCCCGAUCGUGUGGGUGAGACGGCGGGGAUUUUGAGUCAAGAGGGACAGAAAUGGUGGUAUUGGAGUGGGAUGACGAAUGAUGAGAGAUUAUUUUUGCAGUGCUAUGAUAGUCAUGGCACUCAGGCUAGGACGCCGCAUACGGCGUUCAAGGACCCGAGGACGCAGGAGGGUUGGCCGGGAAGGGAGAGUAUUGAGGUCAGGGCUUUGGUGUUUGGGUGA
Molecule: messenger RNA, 864 nt
Organism: Aureobasidium namibiae CBS 147.97
Lineage: Eukaryota; Fungi; Ascomycota; Dothideomycetes; Dothideales; Saccotheciaceae
Exons: 1
Coding region: 1-864 (287 amino acids)
Molecular function (GO): oxidoreductase activity
Source: RefSeq, a predicted model, not a curated record